AUGUCGUCCGCACCUCUAGGAUAUUACUGUUCCUCUGAAUUCCAAUCAAGACCCCUAGGAACGCUCUUCUUCGCCCGAAUAUCCGCACUCAACCUCGUCAAGUCCUACUUCAUGGAGACCGCUUUCGACAAACGCUCGCCUUCGCCCGAUCAUGAUGAUGAUCAUGUCUUGCCCCUCAAGGACGAGAGGUUCCUUCCAAUCAUCCACCUUUUCUCUGCGACGGCUUCGAGAUAUAACUUUACCGCUGGUCUUUCCGCGAAGGUUGAGGAGCUGGUUGGUGUGAAUCACAAAGCCUAUGAUGGUCUAGCAUGGCACUUUGGGGAGUUCGGCACCAAGGAUAAGUACCACGGGGAAAGCCGAAUCUUGAUCGCCAAUCGACCCAAGGGAGUGGACUGGCAAACAUAG
Paraphaeosphaeria sporulosa is the source of this 405-nucleotide messenger RNA. RefSeq lists its product as uncharacterized. The transcript has 3 exons. Lineage: Eukaryota; Fungi; Ascomycota; Dothideomycetes; Pleosporales; Didymosphaeriaceae. The coding region runs from base 1 to 405 and encodes 134 amino acids. The record is from RefSeq and is a predicted model, not a curated record.